UCGAGUCGAACAGCGUGAGAGUGGACAGAAACGACACCAACCAAACAAGGCAUGGAAAGAAACUGACGUUCCUCGUUGUGUUGUGCAGCCUGCAGCUUUCCUUUCACAAAAAUGUCUUGUUCCUUCUUCCAUGGCCGCAUCGUUUCCUUUCGAUGCGCACGAGGGUUCUUACUUCUCUUCUAAACUCGUAAUCUCAACCAUUUGCUUCCUUCUUCCCCUCUUUUUAAUUAUUAAAAAAAAUACCUUUUCUUUGCCCGAAAAUUACCUGAAGUUGAUCAAUUAAUUAAGAUUUAAUUCCUCCCCUUUUACCUUCCUCAAAGGUUCAAGCCCAAAGCUCUAUAAUGGCCGCCUCAACUCUUCCCUUCUCUGUCUAAUAUUUGCUUUCAUUUCCUUAUCCGUCUAUCUCGAGGCACAAUUGUUUGGAAUGGCAAAGGAUGAAGAUUCAGGCAGUCCCAGCUGGGCUUCUUCAUUUUUCACACAGACAACGGAGGAUGUGGCAAGAGCUGUUGCUGCUGCUGCAACUGUUGUUCAUUCCCCAAGGCCAUCUGUAAUAUUUUCAUCUAAAGAUGAUCAUAGUAAUGGCCAUAUUCAGAGGUUCCAGAAUCAUGUUUCAAAAUUAAUAAAAGGCUUCUCACGCACUUCUGAUGUUAAAGUUGCAAAUUACAAUCCUGAAGUCCUAACAAGUCAGAAGCGACAAUGGGCAGCAAACUUUCAGUUGCAGUACUUGGACCAUAGGUCUUGGAAGGAGCCAACGCGGCUGUUUGAAAGCAUGGUAGUUGUGGGACUUCAUCCUAAUUGUGAUAUUCAGGCACUGCAGAGGCAAUAUGUUCAAAGAAAGUCUGAAGGUUCGGGUAAAUUUAGAAGUGCACUUGGCCAUCAGAAUCAAUCCCGUGUAGAACCCAGCUUUGAGCCUCAGGUUUUUACACAUGUCUUAUUUGUUUACCCUCCAGAAAAACAUCUGCCUCUUAAAUACAAGGAUCUCGUCUCUUUUUGCUUUCCUGGAGGCCUGGAGGUUCGUGCUGUUGAGAGAACCCCUUCCAUGAGUGAGCUGAACGAAAUUCUUCUUGGGCAGGAGCACCUUAAACAAAGUGAUCUGUCUUUUGUAUUCAGGCUACAGGGCGCUGAUAAUUCAACACUUUAUGGAUGCUGUGUUUUGGUUGAAGAAUUAGUACAAAAGCCCUCGGGAUUGCUUUCACUGAUUUCUGAUAAGAACCCAUCAUCGUCUUUGAGACGUCAUAUACUAACCACUCAGAGAUGUUAUUGCAUUCUUUCAAGGCUCCCAUUUUUCGAAUUGCACUUUGGUGUAUUGAAUAGUAUCUUCACCCAAGAAAGGCUAGAGCGGUUGACAAGAAGUAUUGGAGAUUUAAAUUUAGAAUUCGUUGAAGGCAACUAUGAGGAGGAACUCCCAGAGGGCAAUCCUGAGAGUGGUUUGGUGAAUGCUAGACCAACUGAAGACAGAUCUGAUGGAAUGGUGGUGAUCCCUGACUCAAGCUCAAGAAAUUCCACACCUGAAAGCGUUUUGGGUGACGAUAAUAGCUCAGAGAACCAAAUGGCUAAUGGGAAAUUGCAGAAAUUGAAGGAGAGUGCCGGUGAUGACAUUGUUGUACCAGUGGAUCCUGAAAGUGAGCAGACAACUGGUAAAGGAGAACCUGGCACGGCAAGUUCUGAGGAUAGUGAUUUAUAUGGAGAUGCUUAUGCAGCAAACAAGCAAUCAGAAGAUAGGCGUUUCCCAAAUGCUAUUCUGCCACUAUUGCGCUGUAGCCAGUAUGAAAGCUCUGAGUCUUCCUGCAGUUUCCAAGGUUCACCUUGUGAAGACAGAAAUUUUAGGAGUGAUAUUGAUGAUACUGAAACAGAAGAGGCUUCUAUUUCUGGCCAAGAAGAUUUAAAUGAUCUCCUAGAUAUUCUUGAAUGGGCCAAGGAAAAUAACAAUGGGCCAUUACAGAUUUUAAGUGAGUAUUAUCGUUUAGGUUGCCCCGUAAGGGGUUCAUCACUUAGGUUUCAUCCAUUGGAGCACCUUCAUCCCUUGGAAUAUCAUAGACAAGAUGAGACUGUUCUUCACCUGGCUGGUUCAACUUUUGAUUUGAAAUCUUUCAAAACAGGUCUGGAAUGGGCUGAGGCACAAAAUGCACUUCUUGCAGAGGAGGAGGCAACUGCAUUAUCUAUAUGGGCUGUAGCUUGCAUAUGUGGUACCUUAAGACUUGAAAAUGUUUUAGCAUUUUUUGCCGGAGCUCUGUUGGAGAAGCAGAUAGUAGUUGUCUGUUCUAACUUGGGUAUCUUAUCUGCUUUAGUCUUAUCAAUUAUUCCUCUAAUUCGCCCGUACCAGUGGCAAAGCCUACUGAUGCCGGUUUUACCUAAUGAUAUGCUGGAGUUUUUGGAUGCACCUGUUCCGUAUGUAGUUGGUGUCAAGCACAAGACAAAUGAAUUACAGUCAAAGUUAACCAAUGUUGUGCUGGUUGAUGCCAACAGAAACCAGGUGAAGUCACCAACAAUGCCGCAACUGCCACGACAGAAAGAACUAUUCUCUGCUUUACGUCCUUACCAUGCAAAACUUGUUGGGGAAAGUUACUUGGCUAGAAAAAGGCCAGUGUAUGAGUGCACUGAAGUGCAGGUUGCAGCUGCCAAGGGGUUUCUAUCAGUGUUGAGAUCUUACUUGGAUUCUCUUUGCUGUAACAUUCGAUCUCACACAAUCACUAAUGUACAGUCUAAUGAUGAUAAGGUAUCCUUGCUUUUGAAGGAAAGUUUCAUUGAUUCGUUUGCAUAUCGUGAUCAGCCUUUCAUGAAGUUCUUCGUAGAUACACAGCUAUUUUCUGUCCAUACAGAUCUUGUUCUCUCUUUCUUCCAAAAAGAAUAGGGCUGCCUGCCAAGCUAAAACUUAUUGGAGCAGUAUGGUCUUGUUGCAGAGUAUAAACAUAAGUUAAUCAUUGUAUAAUUUUUCUUAAAUUUAUGAAUGGGUUUAAUUUGUAUAAUUUUUCUUGUUCUCUCCCUCAUGUGUUCCUAGUUAUAUAUAUAUAUAUAUAUAUAUAUGAUGUGAAAGCUCUAAAUUUUUACAAGGGGUUUCAUUUUAUGUGUAUGCGACAAUUUUCCCAGCACUAUCUGUGGAGUGUAUCAUGCCAAAUAUAAAUAUUUCCUCCAAAUUUUCAUUUUUUAA
Messenger RNA from Prosopis cineraria, 3148 nucleotides. RefSeq lists its product as uncharacterized. The transcript has 19 exons. Bases 425 to 2851 code for a protein of 808 amino acids. Lineage: Eukaryota; Viridiplantae; Streptophyta; Magnoliopsida; Fabales; Fabaceae. The record is from RefSeq and is a predicted model, not a curated record.